AUGUCCACAGACACAAUGUAUAUCAACAGCUCCAGGCUGUUACCUGUGCAUAGUAAAAAUAAGCCAUCCAAUAAUCUGAACAACCAUAAGAAAUUUAUUCGAGCGGAAAAGCAGAGCAGAGAGAAAAAUGAGACUGUUCCUUUGCCUCAGUCGCUACCCAACGGUGAGAAACCAAAUUUUGGUCAUUCUAAUGGUAAGAAGUCCAAGAAAAAGGGUAAAGCCAAGGAGGAUGAAUUGUCUGCAAGUUUGAAAAAUUUAGUGCUUGAUAAGUCACAGUCAACAAAGAAGGCCACCAAGAAGAAAUUAUUUUCUCCAAAGUCUAAUCAUCAAGAAUUAGAUAGUACACCUAUUGUGCAACAGCAAGCUAGUAAGACUCCUUUGACUACAUUUUUAAGCUCGCCUAUCAACACUCCAAGUUCGAUUCCAAGUCAACUACUAUCACCUCCCGUGCCCAUGGGUCCCUUUUCACCCAGUACGACUCGUCAUCCAUACCCAACGAGUCCUCCACAUAUAUUGGCGCAACCGAAUUUAAGCGGUGCUCCUCUACCACCACCUUUCCAAAUGGCAGGUUAUCCUUAUAUUCCUCAUGCCAACUAUAGUCUUGCAUCUGUUCCACCCAUCAUGCCACAACAGAUGCCUGUAAGAAAUCCAAUGUAUUUGCAACCUCAUCCUAGUCAAAAUAUUCCUAAUACUCAUACUAGCAAUAAUAUUUCUUUACCAUCGUCUUCCAGCUCCACAAUAACAUCAACAAAAUCUAAAAAAAAGCAGAACAGCAAUCAUUCGAACAGUAGAUGUUCGUCUCAUUCAUUUGCCGGUGCUUCAUUUGCAAAUGAUACACCACAGGAAUGUAACUUACCAAAACCAAGCUUUUUGUGA
Kazachstania africana CBS 2517 is the source of this 876-nucleotide messenger RNA. It is a transcript of the gene EDC1, whose product is annotated as Edc1p. The record is from RefSeq and is a predicted model, not a curated record. Lineage: Eukaryota; Fungi; Ascomycota; Saccharomycetes; Saccharomycetales; Saccharomycetaceae. The transcript has a single exon. The coding region runs from base 1 to 876 and encodes 291 amino acids.